Molecule: messenger RNA, 2019 nt
Organism: Lotus japonicus
Lineage: Eukaryota; Viridiplantae; Streptophyta; Magnoliopsida; Fabales; Fabaceae
Product: rhodanese-like domain-containing protein 8, chloroplastic
Exons: 9
Coding region: 703-1764 (353 amino acids)
Source: RefSeq, a predicted model, not a curated record
GCUGUUGGCUGUUCAAGCACAAUUACCUUCAAGCUCAAGGGGGGAUUAUUUCGAUUUUGUGGUCAUCAAUUUCUAUCAUUUCGUGUUUAUUAAGGAUCCACGUGCAGAAGUAGUCAAACACCUUUCGUUCUUGCACUUGGAGAAGAUUGGGCAGCAAAAGCAACAUGUGACUGCGUUUCUGAAGAAACAAAGGUAAUUUCCCUCUGCUUUUCCUUUUGGAGCACCAUGGAAAAGACCUGAUUGAUAGGAGGAAAAGGAGUCAUGAGGAGAAUUUGGCUCUUAACUUGGUUGAAUGAAUCAUUUAAACCCAUCAAGAAUUGCAUAACCUGUUCCUGAUGAAAGUAACCCAACAGCACUCGACUUCCGCCACAUUGGCAAUUAUGCUGAGGAAGAUAAUCUUGGAUUUCAUCCCAACUCCCAAGCCUGCAAAUGUGGAUCAUCAGCAGCAGGUUUAAUAAUAGUAUCAUUAACGAACCCGAUUUUGUUCUUCACAUUGAACGCUGUCGACAUGGCACGGUUCCGGGAAUUGUUGUUAUCUCCGGUGAGCAAUUGAGAGACCAACACAAGACCUGGAUUGUCUGAAUGGUGCCGGUAAAAAGGAUUUUCAAGACUCCAUUAAUGCAAUGAUGAAGAAACACGGGCUGAAGGAAGGGAAGAACUCAGAUAAUAGCCAAGUUCAGAACGUGGAAGAGAAGAAAACUUAUGAUACCACAUUGGAGAUCGAAUAACAGAAAUGAAGGAGAAAAACUCAAAUUCUCAUUGAACCAAAUAAAUGAUCUGGACAUCAAAGGAAGAGUCUAUUUGAGUGAACAAGGGAUUAAUGCGCAGUAUAGCGGGCCAUCAAAAGAUGCUCUGGCAUAUGUCAACUGGUUAAAAGAGGACAACAGGUUUUCUGACAUCAUGGUUCAGAUGUCUCCAUCAGAAAAGGGUCAUAGCUUUCCAACAUUGAAGUUACGGUAUAAGCCUUCAUUAGUACAGUUUGAUGGUGGCAUAUCACAUCUUCCAUUGCUUGAUCCUUCAAUGAGGGCAAUACCUUUAGCACCUUCCGAAUGGAGGGGUAGAUUGGCAGCCAUCAAUAAAAAUGAUCUUACUUCAAAAGAUUAUCCUAACAGAAAUUACGUUCUAUUGGAUGUGAGAAAUGGUUAUGAGUGGGAUAUUGGACAUUUUUGUGGGGCUCAGAGACCUAAUGUGGACUGCUUUAGGAGUACUUCGUUCGGAUUGACUAAGGAACAGAUAACUGCUUCAGAUCCUUUAUCAAAUGUGGAUAAAGAAAAAGCAAUCAUAUUGAUGUAUUGCACUGGAGGGAUUCGUUGUGAUGUGUAUUCUACAAUGCUAAGGCAGCAGGGAUUUCAGAAUUUGUAUACCCUCAAGGGAGGUGUUUCUCACUAUUUAAAGAGUGAAGGCCCUGCAGAAUGGGUAGGAAAUUUAUUUGUAUUUGACUCCCGUCUGUCUCUCCCUCCUCCUGUUUACUAUGCCUGGGCCACAGCUGAAGCAGAGGCGACUCCAGUUUCUGGAGAUGAUAGAUUCGCAAAAUGUUACAUAUGUAAUAUGCAAGUCAGUGAGUUGAGACAUAGGAACUGUGCAAAUCUUGACUGUAAUUUACUUUUUUUAUGCUGCAGAGAAUGUGCAAAGGAUCUAAGCGGAUGUUGUUGUGCAACUUGCACUACUGCUCCUCGGCUUAGACCUGUUUUAAAUGGAGAUCAGAGAUACAAAAAAUGGCACAUCUAUCGUGAUAUGGAUUUGCAAGGCAAGAUGAAAAUUUGACCUUGACCUUAUGAAGUAUUAACCACUCAAUCAUAAAUAAUGGGGAAAGCUAUCCUUCUGCUGAGGAAUCCCUGCACUGCACUCAGUGCACUGCCAUGCUCUCUCACUGCUUGAUGAAGUUGAUCACUGGUUGGAGGAUAUGUCAGUGUCACCACUUAUACGAUGUUAAUUUAUAGUACUUCUCUUCUCACAUUUGAAUGAUGUUUUUGUUCGUGAAAAAAGUAAUAGAAAAAUUAUGUUUUUACUGUUGUUCAA